AUGAAGCCAGCAGAGAUCAGAUUCUCUCUACAGAGACCUCUACAGCACAGAGAUCCAGCCAUGGCACCUACAAUCACUGCAGCAAUGACCAAUUCUCAGGAGCAUCUCACUCUGACCCACAAGCUCAGAAAGCCUCUGGUGGAGAAGUUACGCAGAGAGCGAAUCAACAGCAGCAUCGAGCAGCUCAAGUCUCUCCUGGGUCCAGACUUCCUCAAACAGCAGCCAGACUCCAAGCUGGAGAAAGCAGACAUCCUGGAGAUGACAGUUUGUGUCCUGAGACGACUGCAGCAGCAGCAUCAACAGCAGAGAAGACUGCUGAACCACGUCAACAAGCUGCAGUCUUCCUCUGACAACAACCUGACAGAGGCUGACUUCUCUCCUCUGAGCUCCACAGUCCACACCAGCAUCACCAAAGACAAGAGUCCAGACAACAGCGCCCUCUGGAGGCCGUGGUAGACACCAACUCACUGGAGUUACUGCCACACAAACUCUCAUGACCACAUUGGUCAAAGAUUACUGGACUGAAUCCUUUGAAAUUUGAUGGACUUGUUCUUCUGUAUGUACAGAAGGCUGUAUUUUGUGUAUUGAGUUUGUUCAAGAUGACAUUUCCUGAGGAAAUGACAGCAACAAUAUCUUUCAAGUUGAGAAAGAGAACCUCUUGUCAUGCAUGUUGCAUGAACAACAUCUGAUUGCAUCAGCAAUUAUUAUCAUACCUCACUGUACUUCAUGUGUUGGUAGUAUAUGCUAUGAUAACAUUUGUUAUCUUUUGAUUCUUAUUGAUCACAUUGAUCAGAAAACUUUAACUGUCCUUUUUAUGGACAUAUUGUCAUGAUGAACUUUAAUCUCUGAUUAAUCAAAACUGAUCUGCUGUCAGAUCCAAAUGUUUAUACUUUGUUCUAAAAGUUUUGCUGGAUGUCACAAUUUUUCUGUGACACUUUUAAUGAUUCACCUCAUGAAAUAUAUUAUUAAGACUAAAUGCAAUAAUGAUAUCUACAAACUUUGAUUAGUAAUGAUCAUUUUGAUCAAAAUUCUUAAUUUGUCCUUUUUACGGACAUAUUGUCAUAAUUAUCUUUAAUCUCUCUGAUUAAUCAAAACUGAUCUGAUGUCAGAUCCAAACGUUUAUACUUUUUGCUAAAAGUUUAUUUUAUGUCACAAUUUUCCUGUGACACUUUUACGAUUCACUUCACGACAUGUAUUGUUCAUAUAUAAUACAAUGGUGAUAUCUUUAACCUCUCUACUGAUAAUGAUCAUUUUGGAUCAAAAUUCUUAAUUUGUCCUUUUUGAGGACAUUUUGUCAUAUUGGACUUUACUUCAUUUUAUAUGAUUACUGAAAAAUGAUCCGUUUAAGAUCAAUAUGUUUAUCUUUUGACUGUAAAAGGAUUGUUAAACGUCACAAUGUCACAGUUUUCAUGUGACAAUCUCAGUUUUACAUUUUGAGAAUCAACUGAAUUUAAUGUUAGAAUGAUGUGACCUGUUUAAAGGUCAGUUUUUAUUAUUGUAUGUUUUGUUUACAAAAUACAAAUGUUUUAAUCCACUUGAGAAAAAAUCUAAAAGGACAUUGAGGUCUGUGUCCUCAAAUAUUGAAAGUCAUUUGUCUUUUAUAAAGACAGCUGUUCCUUUACUCUCUCUGAGUACAGUGUGUCUUGUAGAAAUCUACAAGUUGUUGUUGUGAUGCAUCAUCACCUCUAGAUGGAGCUUUCUCACUUCAUGUGGCUCAUUGUGCCUUGUUGAAUAAACCAACACUGCAAACUGAAAAUGUUGUCUCCUCAUGUCAUUGUGUGUCUUGCUUUAUGAUGCUAAAAGACAUGACUUUAUACAGUUACAUUGUCAUUUUCACUCAGCUGCUAAAUGUCUAUAUCAGUGUUCCUACAUCUCACUGACAAAUCGAGAUACAUUUAAGCACAUUUAUAAAUGAUGUGUACAUAACAUACCUGUUUAAAAGAAAAUCUGAGCACAGAAAUGUGGUUCAGUUUUAUUUUCUGAUGAAGAGGGUCAAAGUGAAGUCAUCAAAGAAAACUAAAACCCUUCCAAUACUUAGUCAAUUUAGCUGCCGCACCGUUUUAGUGCUAUUAAAAGUUUCAUGGUUGAGGUCUAAAAUUUAGAAUUUCCCCCAUUAAAGAUGUCAGACAUUGUGGCUAAUGAGAUGCAUAAUACGACACACUUCUAUUGUUCGUCCAGUGAAAGCAGUGAAAGGACAGAGUGUGGGAAACCAGAGGAAACUCACUCACAGAGCCCUGUGAGACAAUAGAUCCAGACCUUUGCCCUGAAGAGACAGAUUAAAAGAGGACUGUGGCUGUAAAACUGAAUUUUAAGAAUAUGUUUCACAUCACAUACAACAUUUGAACUAUUUUAUGAUAAAAUCUCCUUUACCAAUUUUACAUAUAUUGCCAUUCCCUAAAGUUUGGGUUAACACACUCGCUCAAAGUCUUUCUGUCACUCGAGUGACUUAUGAAAAUUGAUUAUUGUGUAGGAUGUAAAAUUAAAGAUGUUUUGAUGGUUUCUUUUCACUAAAAUUUUAGGCCUCAUUACAUUUUGCAUUUGACACUGGAAAAGAGAAAGGUCUGGUGUAACACUGGGCUGAAAGAAGUCAGUGUUGAGUCAAAAUACAUUACUAAAACCAAGUCACUGAUGAUGUACGCAGUGAAUACAGUUUACUUUUCCAAAAUACAUUUUCCAAGUAUUAAAAUGAAAGAGGAUGUUUCUCUGCUGGUCUCAAUUUCUACUAAUGUUACUCUACAUAUUUUCUUGAUUGAAUCUUGAUGAGCUAAAAAUUUCAAAAAGAAAUAGAAAAAACACAAUGGCCUCCAAAAGAGAGAAACUCCUCUAUCAGAAGUCAUAUUUAGACGUAGACACGUGCCUGACUUUCUUUUAAUAGGCAGCGUGUGGGAAAACUGUGGAGAACAGUGUUUAGUAUGAUUAGCAUCCUCAACCCCACCAGCAGCAGCAGACUAUUCUCUAAAGGGAUUUGGCACACUUCAGGAAACAGCUGCUCCAACCUCCCAUUCUCAUCUACAGAGCUGAAAUAUUAUCCAGUUACUGAUACAAAGGAACAACUAUGAUUGGAUCAUCAAACUCUAUGACAAGCACUGGAAACUAAAAAGUACAUUUUCAAAAUCAAUAUAGCUGGUUAGAAUGUGAAAAAUAUCAUAAAAUGUGAAACUGUAUAAACUUUCUGAACCAGCCAAUGGUGUUCUUUCCCUCCAGAUGGUUGCUGACGUCAGGCUCUGUUUCUACUACAACACACGUUCAGUAUCAGUCACAAAAGCUCCAUUCAAAGUCCUUUUGUUGUUCAUUGACCACAGCAUUCAGGGAGUCAGUGUGGGAAACUGAGACCAACUUUCUACUCACACUGACUACAAAGUACAAGUCAGAAGACAAGACAGUGGAACAUCUGGACAGCAAAAAGAUUCUUGUUCUCAGGGUUUAGUUGUUUUUUUCAAAUGACUUUAGAAUAUAUUUUGAAGACCACACUCUUUAAAUACCUGAUAGAACUGUUAUUAUAAAAUACAGUAAUGUUUUUGUUAUUAAAUUAAAGGAAAAAACAGACGCAAGCAUUAAACAAACACUGAAACUGCAUGAAUGACACUUUCUGUGUUUUAGAUUAUACCAUAAUAAAACUCAUUUCCAUGAAAAAUCUAAUUCAACUGAUUAUCAAUUUACAGGGAUUGAUUUGUCCUACCAAAGGCCAAAACUUCCAAAUUAAGAAUACAUCAAAACAAUGGGAAAAGAAACAGCAAAAUUAGAGCUUUCAGAGAA
Acanthopagrus latus (yellowfin seabream) is the source of this 3756-nucleotide messenger RNA. RefSeq names its product transcription factor HES-2-like. Gene Ontology annotation, biological process: anterior/posterior pattern specification; regulation of transcription by RNA polymerase II; regulation of neurogenesis. The transcript has 2 exons. Gene Ontology annotation, cellular component: nucleus. Lineage: Eukaryota; Metazoa; Chordata; Actinopteri; Spariformes; Sparidae. Bases 1 to 456 code for a protein of 151 amino acids. Gene Ontology annotation, molecular function: protein dimerization activity; DNA-binding transcription factor activity, RNA polymerase II-specific; RNA polymerase II cis-regulatory region sequence-specific DNA binding. The record is from RefSeq and is a predicted model, not a curated record.